CGUAGCUGACCUUAUUAUGUCUGCUCAGAGGAAGAUACCCAGCAAGAGGAAGUCAUGGAGACACUGGAAAAUGAAGUUGAAGUUGAAGUUGCUGCACCAGAAGCAGAAGCAACUCCCACGGCAGAAGAGCCUGCAGAAGAAGAAUCUCCAGUUGCAGAUGAAGAUGACUCCAAACCCAAACCAAAGGCAUUUGCUCCAGCUAUAGCUGUGCCAAAGAUACCAGAGGGAGACAAAGUCGACUUUGAUGACAUCCACAGGAAGCGUCAGGAGAAGGAUCUGACAGAGCUGCAGUCUCUGAUCGAGGCCCACUUCAUUCAGAGGAAGAAGGACGAGGAGGAGCUCAUCACUCUCGUUAACAGGAUCGAGAAGCGUCGUGCUGAGAGGGAUGAACAGCAGAGGAUCCGUGCUGAGCAGGAGAGGUUGAGACAGGCUCGAGUUGCUGAAGAAAAGGAGAGGAAGGAGCUGGAGGAGGCACGUAAGAAGCAGGAUGAGGACGCCAAGAAGAAGAAGGCUCUGACAAACAUGACUCAGCAGUAUGGUGGUGUCCAACAGAGGCAAGAUGGAAAGAAGGGAGCGAAGAAGCAGACAGAGAGAGAGAAGAAAAAGAAGAUCCUGGCAGAAAGGAGGAAGCCUCUUAACAUCGACCAUCUUAGUGAGGACAAAGUCAAGGAGAAGGCCAGUGAGCUGUGGCAGUGGCUGAUGACACUGGAGGCUGAGAAGUUUGACCUCAGUGAGAAACUGAAGAGACAGAAAUAUGAUAUCAAUGUACUCCAGACCCGAAUCAAUGAGCAGCAGAAGUUUGCCAAAGGAAGAGGCAAGGGCAAGGGCAGGCUGAGAUAGACGCAAACACCAGCAGGAGUUCUCCAAGGAAGCAUCUGAAAAUGGGCAGCAGUAUCGACAUUAAUGUACGCUUAAACAAUAAAACUGCACUGCAACAGCUGGUUUUAGACAAACAAUAAAAAACACUUGUGCUUUUGA
Molecule: messenger RNA, 978 nt
Organism: Epinephelus moara (kelp grouper)
Lineage: Eukaryota; Metazoa; Chordata; Actinopteri; Perciformes; Serranidae
Gene: tnnt2e
Product: troponin T2e, cardiac
Exons: 15
Coding region: 55-840 (261 amino acids)
Biological process (GO): sarcomere organization; regulation of muscle contraction; cardiac muscle contraction
Cellular component (GO): troponin complex
Molecular function (GO): troponin C binding; tropomyosin binding; troponin I binding
Source: RefSeq, a predicted model, not a curated record